ACGGACCCCUACUUCCUCCAAUCACAGCGACGUGUGACGGUCAUGUGAGCGUCGCCAUGGUGCUAAAUGAAGCUAAAGCGGCUAUAUGCUAGAAAACCGAAAUGAGCAGCAAUGACAUUUGUCUGGUUCUUGGAGCGACCGGUGUCGGAAAAACGUUGUUGCUGAAACGUCUACAAAAGCUCAGUUUGCAUGGAUUAGGUGGACUGGGGGACACUCCUCCUACUCUGCCCACAGUAGGAACUAACCUGACAGACCUGACACUGAAGAAGAAGAAGGUGACAUUAAGAGAGCUGGGAGGCUGCAUGGGCCCUAUAUGGCCGAGCUACUUCAAAGACUGCUGCUCUGUCAUUUUCAUGGUGGACUCAGCCAACACUGCUCAGGUAUCUUCCUCCUGUAUCCAGCUGCUGUCACUACUCUCUGCUGAUCCUCUGCACAGUGUCUCUGUGCUAAUUCUGUUCAACAAGAGGGACAUGCCUUGCACUAUGAGUCUCAUAGAAAUGAAAUCGCUGUUUAGAUUGGAUGACAUAAUUGCAUCUGCUACUCAGCCAAUCAGAACACUGGAACUCAGCGCCCGAUCUGGAGAGGGACUUCAAGAGGUGCUGAACUGGCUGGAGUCCAUCAUAGUCAAGUGAACUAUCAUACAUUUGUUCCUUAUACAGUCAUGCAACUCUCAAAGGACUUUGAAUGGCAAGACAUGUCAGUAUCCUCUGUGUGAGUCUGGUUACACACAGCUUUUAAGAGGACUCAAUGAUGUGUUUAGUGUUGGACACACUAAAAUACUGUUGCUGUAUCCUUGGUGCUAUAUAAAUAUGGUCCCUGGUUAUGAGAGUGAAUGGGGAAAGACAUACAUUAGUGAUAUCAUGGCCACGUGGAAUGCUUGUAUGGUUUAACUUCUGUUAAAUCAGCACUACUUACCUUCAGUUAACAAUUUUUGUACUGGUCACUUUUACUCACUAAAAUUCUGCACAGGUAAACAGUGAACUGCUGAAACUCAUGGCUGACUGUGUGUGAUUGUCAUGUUACUCUAAGAACUGGCUUAAUACUGAAACAAAAUAAGCUUUUGCACAGUUUUAAUUACUAGUUACGUGUAAGGAACACAUGUUAGAGGAGCUGAGAUUACUCUACAUGAUGCAGCAGAGUAGUGAUACGU
Molecule: messenger RNA, 1150 nt
Organism: Centropristis striata (black sea bass)
Lineage: Eukaryota; Metazoa; Chordata; Actinopteri; Perciformes; Serranidae
Gene: arl16
Product: ADP-ribosylation factor-like 16
Exons: 5
Coding region: 102-632 (176 amino acids)
Molecular function (GO): GTPase activity; GTP binding
Source: RefSeq, a predicted model, not a curated record